This is a messenger RNA of Vicugna pacos (alpaca), 3475 nucleotides long. The record is from RefSeq and is a predicted model, not a curated record. Lineage: Eukaryota; Metazoa; Chordata; Mammalia; Artiodactyla; Camelidae.
CGGGGAAGUGGGUGGGUGGGUGGGUUGUCUGGUAGGGAGGAGAUUGUGCAAGUUGUAGGGGAGGGGGUGCCCUCUUCUUCCCUGCUCCCUUUACCCCCUUCGAACUCCUUCCCCCCUCCUUCCCCUCCCCCUUCUCCCUCCCCGCCCCCACCUCCUUCCUCCUUUCCGAAGGGCUGGUAACUUGUUGUGCGGAGCGAGCGGCGGCAGCGGCGGCACCAUCCAGGCGGGCACCAUGGGCACGUCCGCGCGCUGGGCGCUCUGGCUGCUGCUCGCGCUGUGCUGGGCGCCCCGGGAGAGCGGCGCCACUGGAGCUGGAAGAAAAGCCAAAUGUGAACCCUCCCAAUUCCAGUGCACGAAUGGCCGCUGUAUCACGCUGUUGUGGAAGUGCGACGGGGACGAGGACUGCGCUGACGGCAGCGACGAGAGGAACUGUGUGAAGAAGACGUGUGCAGAGUCUGACUUUGUGUGCAACAAUGGCCAGUGUGUUCCCAACCGAUGGCAGUGUGAUGGGGAUCCUGACUGUGAAGACGGCUCUGAUGAGAGCCCGGAACAGUGCCAUAUGAGAACUUGCCGUAUAAAUGAGAUCAGCUGCGGCGCCCGCUCCACUCAGUGCAUCCCCGUGUCCUGGCGAUGCGAUGGUGAAAGUGAUUGUGACAGUGGAGAAGACGAGGAAAACUGUGGCAACAUAACAUGUAGCCCCGAUGAGUUCACGUGCUCCAGUGGCCGCUGCAUCUCCAGGAAUUUCGUGUGCAACGGCCAGGAUGACUGUAGCGAUGGCAGCGAUGAGCUGGACUGCGCUCCCCCGACCUGCGGGCCCCACGAGUUCCAAUGCAGCACCUCCUCCUGCAUCCCCAUCAGCUGGGUGUGCGACGAUGACGCGGACUGCUCGGACCAGUCGGAUGAGUCGCUCGAGCAGUGUGGCCGCCAGCCAGUGAUCCACACCAGGUGCCCGGCCAGCGAGAUCCAGUGCGGCUCUGGCGAGUGCAUCCACAAGAAGUGGCGAUGCGACGGGGAUCCUGACUGUAAGGACGGCAGCGACGAGGUCAACUGCCCUUCUCGAACGUGCCGACCCGACCAGUUUGAGUGCGAGGAUGGGAGCUGCAUCCAUGGCAGCAGGCAGUGUAACGGCAUCCGAGACUGCGUCGACGGUUCUGAUGAAGUCAACUGCAAAAAUGUCAAUCAGUGCUUGGGCCCCGGAAAAUUCAAGUGCAGAAGCGGGGAAUGCAUAGAUAUGAGUAAAGUGUGUAACCAAGAGCAGGACUGCAGGGACUGGAGUGACGAGCCCCUGAAAGAAUGUCAUGUAAAUGAAUGCUUGGUUAAUAAUGGCGGAUGUUCCCAUAUCUGCAAAGACCUAGUUAUAGGCUAUGAAUGUGACUGUGCAGCUGGGUUUGAACUGAUAGAUAGGAAAACGUGUGGAGAUAUUGAUGAAUGCCAAAAUCCGGGAAUCUGCAGUCAAAUUUGUAUCAACUUAAAAGGCGGUUACAAGUGUGAAUGUAGUCGUGGCUAUCAAAUGGAUCUUGCCACUGGCGUGUGCAAGGCAGUAGGCAAAGAGCCCAGUCUGAUCUUCACCAAUAGAAGAGACAUCAGGAAGAUUGGCCUGGAGAGAAAAGAAUAUAUCCAACUAGUUGAACAGCUAAGAAACACUGUGGCUCUCGAUGCUGAUAUUGCUGCUCAGAAACUAUUCUGGGCUGAUUUGAGCCAAAAGGCCAUCUUCAGUGCCUCAAUUGAUGACAAGGUUGGUAGACAUGUUAAAAUGAUCGACAAUGUCUAUAAUCCUGCAGCCAUUGCAGUUGAUUGGGUGUACAAGACCAUCUACUGGACUGAUGCGGCUUCUAAGACUAUUUCAGUAGCUACCCUAGACGGAACCAAGAGGAAGUUCCUGUUUAGCUCGGACUUGCGAGAGCCUGCCUCCAUAGCCGUGGACCCACUGUCGGGCUUUGUUUACUGGUCAGACUGGGGUGAGCCAGCUAAAAUAGAAAAAGCAGGAAUGAAUGGAUUUGAUAGACGGGCCCUGGUGACAGCGGACAUCCAAUGGCCCAAUGGAAUCACACUUGACCUUAUAAAGGGCCGCCUCUAUUGGCUGGAUUCCAAAUUGCACAUGUUGUCCAGUGUGGACCUGAACGGCCAAGAUCGCCGGAUAGUCCUCAAGUCUCUGGAGUUCCUAGCUCAUCCUCUGGCGCUAACGAUAUUUGAGGAUCGUGUCUACUGGAUAGACGGGGAAAACGAAGCAGUCUAUGGUGCCAAUAAAUUCACUGGAUUAGAGCUUGCCACUCUGGUGAACAACCUGAAUGAUGCCCAGGACAUCAUUGUCUAUCAUGAACUUGUCCAGCCCUCAGGUAAAAAUUGGUGUGAAGAAGACAUGGAGAAUGGGGGAUGUGAAUACCUCUGCCUGCCAGCCCCGCAGAUCAGUGACCACUCUCCAAAGUACACCUGUUCCUGUCCCAGUGGGCACAGUCUAGAGGACAACGGCCGGGGGUGCCAAAGCACUGCAGCUACUGUGGCUUACAAUGAGAAUAAAGAUACCAACACAACAGAAAUUUCACCAACUAGUGGACUAGUUCCUGGAGGGAUCAACGUGACCACAGCAGUAUCGGAAGUCAGUGUUCCCCCAAAAGGGACUUCUGCUGCCUGGGCCAUCCUUCCCCUCUUGCUCCUGGCAAUGGCAGCAGUGGGUGGCUACUUGAUGUGGCGGAAUUGGCAGCACAAGAACAUGAAAAGCAUGAACUUCGACAAUCCUGUGUACCUGAAGACCACGGAGGAGGACCUGUCAAUAGACAUCGGUAGACACGGCGCUUCUGUUGGACACACGUACCCGGCAAUAUCAGUUGUAAGCACAGACGAUGAUCUAGCUUGACUUCUGAGACAAGUCACGACCUCUGAGGUCUAAACCAGUAAAAGCCCCACUUCGGAAUGGUAACCGAGCCAGCAGCUGAAGUCUCUUCCUCCAGUUUGGAAGAACAUCAAGAUAUCUUUGCGUGGAUCAAGCUUGUAUACUUAACCCUUUUUAUAUUACUUUUGUAAAUAUUCCUGUCCACAUUCUACUUCAGCUUUGGACGUGGUUACCAAGAGUGUCUGUAACCCUUGAACUUCUAGACAGUAUUGCCACCUCUGGCCAAAUAUGCACUUUCCCUAGAAAGCCAUAUUCCAGCAAUGAACCUUGUGCUAUAGUGUAUACCACCUGUACAUACACUGUAUAGGCAUCUGUAAAUACCCCGGAGAACAAUCACUAUUCUUAAGCACUUUGAAAAUAUUUCUAUGUAAAUUAUUGUAAACUUUUUUCAAUGGUUGGGACAAUGGCAAUAGGAUAAAACGGGUUACUAAGAUGAAAUUGCCAAAAAAAAAAUUUGUAAACUAAUUUUGUACGUAUGAAUGAAAUCUUUGACCUCAGUGGAGGUUUGCAAAGACUAAGUGUUCAAACUACUGUACAUUUUUUUUUCCAAGUGCUAAAAAAAUUAAACCAAGCAGCUUAACCGUG